AUGAAGCCUAAGAUCUUCAGCCCCAUUCUGUUUACCUUGGCUGCCGCCCGGAGCUAUUCACUUGAAGAACACUUUGACGUGCAAGCUAGUCUUUUGACCGACCCCAAAGAGGUUGCUGGGAAAACAUUUGAUUAUGUGAUUGCUGGAGGAGGCUUGACCGGUCUGACGGUUGCAACCAAACUGACAGAGAACCCCGAUAUAGAUGUUCUGGUCAUUGAAAAAGGCUUCUAUGAGUCCAACUGUGGAAGAAUCGUGGAGGACCUGAAUACCUAUGGCGACAUUUUUGGCACGGAGGUUGAUCAGGCCUACCAAACCGUUCCCCUUGCAAUCAACAAUCGCACGGAAUUAAUCAGGUCUGGAAAUGGCCUUGGAGGGUCGACCUUGGUCAACGGUGGCUCCUGGACUCGCCCAGACAAAGUCCAAAUUGAUUCGUGGGAGAAAGUCUUUGGCAAUGAGGGCUGGAAUUGGGAAAACAUCUUCGAGUAUAUGAAGAAAGCUGAGAAAUCUCGCCCACCAAAUGAAGCUCAGAUUGCAGCUGGCCACUCCUAUGAUCCCGCUUGCCAUGGAACAAACGGCACUGUUCAAGCGGGACCCCGUGAUAAUGGAGAACCAUGGUCUCCAAUUAUGAAAGCACUCAUGAAAACGGCCGCAGAGCGCGGUGUUCCAACGCAGGAAGAUUUCCAUUGUGGUCAUCCUCGCGGUGUUUCCAUGAUCCCGAAUACUGUACACGAGGACCAGACUCGGUCAGAUACUGCACGCGAAUGGCUUCUUCCAAACCACGAACGCCCUAACCUAAAAGUCCUGACUGGUCAAAGAGUGGGAAAGGUUCUACUCAACAAGACAAAGUCUGGCGCUAAGGCCACUGGGGUGAACUUCGGCACCCACAGGAACGUAAACUUCGACGUGUAUGCAAAGCAUGACGUCUUGCUUGCAGCUGGAUCUGCUAUCUCUCCUUUGAUUUUGGAAUGGUCUGGUAUCGGCUUGAAGGAUGUCCUUAGUGCUGCUGGUGUUGAACAGGUUGUUGAACUCCCUGUUGGACUCAACAUGCAGGACCAAACGACUACCACCGUCCGCUCUCAUAUUCAGUCUUCAGGUAAUGGACAGGGUCAGGCUGUUUACUUUGCAUCUUUUAACGAGACCUUUGGUGACUAUGCCCCUCAGGCCAUGGAGCUUCUCAACUCCAAACUUAAUCAAUGGGCUGAGGAAACGGUACGCAAUGGUGGUUUUCAUAAUGUGACAGCACUCAAGAUCCAGUAUGGAAACUACCGCAACUGGCUACUCAACGAAGAUGUUGCCUUCGCAGAGCUUUUCCUUGAUACCAUGGGUCACAUCAACUUUGACUUAUGGGACCUUAUUCCCUUUACUCGUGGUUCUGUGCACAUCCUCGCCAGCGACCCCUACCUUCAUCGCUACGCCAACGAUCCCAAAUUCUUCCUCAAUGAAUUCGAUGUCCUCGGUCAGGCCGCCGCCUCGAAGCUUGCCCGCGAAAUCUCCAACGCUGGUGAGAUGAAGAAGUACUUCGCUGGAGAGAGCAUCCCCGGUGACAACUUGGCAUACGACGCUUCCUUGGAGCAAUGGGCGGGUUAUGUUAAGAAGAACUUCCGCGCCAAUUGGCACGCUGUGAGCUCUUGCUCGAUGAUGUCCAAAGAAAUGGGCGGUGUUGUUGACUCCGCUGCCCGUGUGUAUGAUGUCAAAAGUCUUCGUGUCAUCGAUGGCUCUAUCCCACCGACUCAAGUAUCUUCCCAUGUCAUGACCCUUUUCUAUGGUAUGUCUCUCAAGGUUGCAGAUGCCAUCCUAGCGGACUACUAUAAGAGCUGAGGGGCUUGGUUCUGGACCACAAUUAUUAUGUUGUGGCAGAAACUUUUCAAGCAAUGAUCUUAGGUCUGCACUGACUCGAAUUUUCUUCUGACUUUGUAUAUUUUCCAAUAUUGUGUCCUU
Molecule: messenger RNA, 1938 nt
Organism: Aspergillus alliaceus
Lineage: Eukaryota; Fungi; Ascomycota; Eurotiomycetes; Eurotiales; Aspergillaceae
Product: GMC family oxidoreductase
Exons: 1
Coding region: 1-1818 (605 amino acids)
Molecular function (GO): oxidoreductase activity, acting on CH-OH group of donors; flavin adenine dinucleotide binding
Source: RefSeq, a predicted model, not a curated record